This is a messenger RNA of Leptopilina boulardi, 2119 nucleotides long. RefSeq lists its product as uncharacterized. Bases 175 to 2010 code for a protein of 611 amino acids. Lineage: Eukaryota; Metazoa; Arthropoda; Insecta; Hymenoptera; Figitidae. The record is from RefSeq and is a predicted model, not a curated record. The transcript is spliced from 2 exons.
AUUUGAUCGAUAAUAAUUUAUAGAAGAUAAAAUAACAGACAUUGUCAUAUUGUGGUAAAUGUACAGGAAAAAUUAUACUAGUAUAAUAAUUCUGAAAAUAUUGACUUUUAGGAAUAUUUAAAAAAUUUCAUCAAUUUUGGAAGUCAUUAAAAAAUAUUUUCUAAAAACUUAAAAAUGGACGUGGCAAAUUUAACACAAACUAUAAAUACCAUUCAAAUGAUUUCCAUUGUUACUUAUUUAGAGAAAUUAAAUAAUUACUUGCACUUUAACAAUUUUUUAGACAACACUGACCUUGGAAAUUCUAUUGCAAUUAUUAAUUCAUUAGUGGAUUAUUUGGAAAGUUACGAGUCAAGUGAACGUGAAUUAAAUUUUUUUACACAUUAUUUAAUGACCGAUAAUAAAUUAAAAAAAAACAGUGAAAUUAUACAAAAAUAUGAUAGAAAUUUCAAAAGAAUUUUAUUCGAUCACAUAAUAAUGAGUGUAAUUUUUGAAAAAUAUGGUAAUAUUUAUGGAUUUUUGGCAGAAAUUUUUAGAUUAAACAAAAUGAAUUUAUCAAUUGAAAAUUUAAUCAAUAAUAUUGAUCAUGAAUUAAUGAAUAUAAGUGAAAUAAAAAAAAGACAAGUUACACUCAGUGAAACAGUAAUUAAUAGAUUAUUUAGUGGAACAAUUGAUUUACUAUUUCCAAAAUCGUUAAGAACAAAUUCAAUAAAUUCAAUAGAUUUUAUUUAUGCACAAGCCGGUUGUAGUUUAUAUAAUUCACAAUUAGUGAAUUAUAAUUAUUUUUUUAAUUUAAACAUUAAUAAACAAGAAAUGCAAAAUAGUCAAUAUAUUUUUAAUGAUUGUCUUGAAAUUGGAUUAGCUGUCGAGCAAUUGGUGAUUUUUGGAAAUAUUGAUAAAGAAGCUUUAAAAAUUUUUGCACUACCAGCACUUUUAAAUUAUGUUCAGGUAGAGGAAGGAAAUCUUAAAAAUUUGAAAAUUAAAGAAAUUAUAUCCAAUCCAAAACAUUUGACCAAUGCUUAUGAUUUAUUAUUUUUAAAAUUACAAACAGUUUUAUACUAUUCUAAAUAUUUAAAAACAAUGGAUCCAAAGUACGAAUAUUAUUUAACACUGUUUCAUUUUCAAAAUCAAACAUCAUUGGCAAAAAGAGAAAUAAUGAUGAAUUGUGAUUUUCAAAAUGAUAAUCAAUUAGAAAAGGAAAUCAUUAACUAUAUCAAUAAUCCUAAUAACUAUUCAUGUUCCGAUGGAGAAAAAUUAGUAGCAUUGGAUAAACUUUCUAAGAAGGAGAGAAAUAAUCUUUUAUAUAAAUAUCAUAGAUUUUUAAAUGCAGUAGAUAAUGAAAAUGCCAACAAUCAGAGUGUAAAAAUUAAUAGUAAAAAAUUUCAAAUUAAUGGUGAAAUAUUUGGUGAUUGUAAUAAAUUUGAUUCUGAAAAUGGAAUAAAAAAAUUUCACUGUCUUUCCUUACUCUAUUCAUGUAUUGUCGGUAUUAUUGACGGAAAUCCAUUAAAUUCAUCAUCUAAUUGUCCAAUAAAAGAAUUAAUACGAUUUCAAGAUAUAAUAAAAUGGAAUUCACAAUUUAUUACUUUUGAAACACAAUUAACAUUUUCUCAAUUGGGAAUGUCUUUGAGAACAUUGGCAUUAAUAUCCUCAAUGUUGGCAAUUCUAAAUGUGAAUUCUAAUCUGUCAUCAAGAGGAAUGGGAAAUUUAACAAAUGUGGGAUUUCCAAAAUUACCAGCAAUUGAUAUUGGCUAUGAGCUUGGAAUUAUUUUAGGUGACAAUGGUUUAAAAUCAAUACAACAUUUGAUGGAGACAAUUGAGACGAAAUUUUUUAUUUCCUAUGAUUCGGAGUCGCGAAAUUUUAGCAUGUCACUAAAUCACAUUGAAGUGAUAGUAGCAGACAGUAGUAUUAGUAGUACUGUUAAGAAAGAAUUGGAUUUAGAUGAAAACACUCUUCAUCGGAUUAAAGAGAUGUUUCAAAAACAAUUCCAAAAAAAUAAUAGUAGUCCUGUAUAGUUUUAGAGAAUCCAAAAAAAGGUCUACAGCUUUGGAGAAUCAAAAUAAAAAAAAAAAAAAAAAAAAACGUUGUCUGCAAGUUUGAAGAAUUUAAGAAGAAAACAAUCAU